ACUUCAGGCGCCGAAAUGAAAAGUUUAUACAGUUAUUGCUGCUCUGCUAUCUUUUCACUUGGCAUUUUCUGAACUUUUGAAUAGACUUAAAGACAUUUUCAGAGACGAAAGAAUAGUUUGGAUUUACGUUGAUAUGGUUUAUCCUCUCGAAAUGAUAUGUUGUCAGGGUUUUUAUGCCAGCUAGAGAGCUGUUAUGUUGAUGAAAUGUCCAGAGUUUGCUGCGAUCACCAUGCGCUACUAGAUCAGUGAUGAACAUUUUAUUUCGAUCGCUGUUAAGAGUGACAAUUCGCAGUGGAUUUUGUAGGCAACUCUCUGUAAGCAUGAUAAGACGAACUCAGAUUAGAAAAGUGCUUUGUGUUGCUGAGAAAAACGAUGCAGCUAAGGGUAUAGCAGAAAUCAUGUCCAAUGGGAGAUCAAGAAGGAGAGAGGGAUACUCUGUCUACAACAAAAUAUAUGAGUAUGAAUACAACCUGUUUGGCCAGAAUGUAACUGUUAUCAUGACGUCAGUAUCCGGCCAUCUCUUGGGUCUUGAAUUCAAAGCCCCUUUUCAGAAAUGGCAUAGUUGCAAUCCAGUCUUGUUAUUCGAUGCUGAGGUGGAAAAGUAUUGCCCUGAGAACUUUGUGCCUGUCAAAAGAACCUUGGAGAGAGAGGUGAGACAGUGUCAAGCUCUGGUCAUUUGGACUGAUUGUGACAGAGAAGGAGAGAAUAUCGGCUACGAGAUUAUUGAUGUCUGCAAAGCUGUGAAGCCAAACAUUCAGGUUUUCCGUGCGCGCUUCUCUGAGAUCACCCCGAACUCGAUUAGGAGAGCCUGUGAGACUCUCACUGAGCCGGAUAUCAAUGUUAGUGAUGCAGUGGAUGUGAGACAGGAGCUUGAUCUCCGCAUCGGGGCUUCAUUUACCAGGUUCCAGACGUUACGUUUGCAGAAGAUUUUCCCGGAAUCUCUUUCUGAUCAGCUCAUCAGUUAUGGCAGCUGUCAGUUUCCUACCCUUGGCUUUGUGGUUGAACGGUUUAAAGCCAUUCAAGCCUUCAUCCCUGAAACUUUCUUUAAAAUCAAAGUUGUUCAUGAGCCUAACGAGGAGGAGUCAGUUGAAUUCAGCUGGAAAAGACAUCGUCUUUUCAACCACACAGCAUGCCUUGUGCUGUAUCAGAUGUGCAUGGAGGAUCCUACUGCGAAAGUGAUAUCUGUUACAAGCAAACCAAAAAGCAAAUGGCGACCAUUACCCCUUGAUACAGUGGAACUUGAAAAACUGGCUUCAAGAAAAUUGAGGAUGAGUGCUAAAGAAACCAUGAAAAUCGCGGAAAAGCUUUAUACUCAAGGGUUUAUCAGUUAUCCUCGAACUGAGACCAACAUGUUUCCACAAAACCUGAACCUUACCCUGCUCGUUGAGCAGCAGACACAAGAUAAUGAAUGGGGAAAUUUUGCACAGCGCAUUUUGAACAGCGGUGGGCCGACCCCGCGAAAUGGAAACAAAUCAGAUCAGGCCCAUCCCCCCAUUCACCCUACCAAGUACACCAACAGUUUACAGGGAAAUGAAAAACGGUUGUAUGAGUUCAUUGUGCGUCACUUCCUGGCCUGUUGUUCCAAAGAUGCUCAAGGUCAAGAGGUGAUAGUUGAAAUUGAAAUUACUGAGGAGAGAUUCUCUGCUAGUGGACUGACGAUCAUUGCGCGAAAUUACCUGGAGGUGUACCCUUAUGACAAGUGGUACAAUAAGGUUAUUCCAUUAUACAUGCCUGACACAACCUUCCAGCCCACAGCAAUUGAGAUGUUGGAAGGUCAGACCAGUCCACCACAGCUUCUGACAGAGGCAGAUUUGAUUUCUCUCAUGGAAAAGCAUGGCAUUGGUACUGAUGCAACACAUGCUGAACACAUUGAGACCAUAAAGAGCCGCAUGUAUGUAGGGCUGACAGCUGACCAGAGGUUCCUUCCAGGAGAGCUCGGCAUGGGUCUCGUUGAAGGUAUCAAACACAUUAAUAAAUUGGAGUCUUCAAAGAACUGCUACUUCUAUAUUUGUGGAUUAUUUCACUUUGUUUCAGGGUACAACUCUAUGGGGUAUGACAUGUCUAAGCCAGACCUGAGAGCAGAACUGGAGGCGGACCUUAAACUUGUGUCAGAGGGGCGGAAGGACAAAGCUUCUGUCCUUAGUUAUCAUGUGGCAAAAUACAAAGCUGUCUUUAUUGAGUCUGUGAGGAAGGCAAAGAAAUUGGAUGAGGCUUUGUCCAAUUAUUUGGGUCCGGCUCAGGAGUUUACAGAACAAGAGCAAGGAGAAAUGGAGUUACCGUUACCAGUUCGAAAGUGUCCUCAGUGUAACCGUGACAUGGUGUUGAAGAAGAAGAAAGACAGCACAAGGAUGUUUCUCUCAUGUCUGGGAUAUCCUGCAUGUAAAGCAGCUGUAUGGUUUCCAGACACAGUACUGGAGGUCAGCAGAGAUGAGAGCGUCUGUCCCACAUGCCGUCCACAUCCUGUGCAUAUGCUUAAGUUUAAAUUCAAGAAGGGAAGUCUUCCACCUAUGAUGCCCCUUGAAUUUGUCGGAUGCAUUGGAGGAUGUGAUGAGACUCUCCGAGAGGUCUUGAAUUUAAAGUAUCUCAGAGGAGGAGAUGGAGAUUCUGGCUCUCGGACUAAUAACAACUUAGUUUCCCAUCAGCCUCAUGUACCUAGAACCAAUUCAGCACCUCCGUUCAGGGUGGAGAACAUCAGACCUCCAGUACCCCGACCCCGAAAUGACAGCAAUAGGCCCCCAGCUAGUCUGCCACCUCCACACGCAGUACCACCACCAGCUUCAGACCAGGCCGAUGCCAUUGUGUGUAACUGUGGUCAGGAUGCAGUUCUUCUCACUGUUCGCAAAGAGGGUCCAAAUCAUGGGCGUCAGUUUUACAAGUGUAACACAGGGGAUUGUAAGUUCUUUCUGUGGGCCGAUCAGCCGGCUGAGCAGAGAUCGUCAGGAGGGUGCAGAGGGCCCCUAAGUCAGAAUUCGCUACCUCCCAGGGCCUCACUUGGCUUUGGAAAUGUACCUCAGCAAAGGCAGAACAGCAGAGGAUCUGGGCUUGAUGAGGGGGAAAUUAUGUGUAACUGCAAUGAGCCUGCAGUGACCAGGACUGUCAUGAAAGAUGGGCCAAACAAGGGCCGAAUGUUCCACACCUGUGGAAAACCACGUGAUCAGCAGUGUGGGUUCUUCCAGUGGGCAAACGAGAAUGUGUCUCCAGCCACAGUGUUUCCUGAAGGAAAUGGGGGUAAGCGUGGUCUGGACAAAAAGACCAGCACUGCCUCAAAUAAACCUCCUGCUGCCAAAAGGCAGAGAACCUGUGGAAUAUGUCAUGAGCCCGGACAUACCCGGGUCACCUGCCCUCAGGGCCAGUAAAAAAAAAAGUGGUAGAAAUUCUUUUUUUAAUAUUUGUAAAUAUAAAUUAAUUCUCUUAAGAGAUGUAAAGAUUUGUAUAGAAUAAAAUGUGCCAUGUAAA
Molecule: messenger RNA, 3456 nt
Organism: Myxocyprinus asiaticus (Chinese sucker)
Lineage: Eukaryota; Metazoa; Chordata; Actinopteri; Cypriniformes; Catostomidae
Product: DNA topoisomerase 3-alpha-like
Exons: 18
Coding region: 249-3356 (1035 amino acids)
Biological process (GO): DNA topological change
Cellular component (GO): chromosome; nucleus
Molecular function (GO): DNA topoisomerase type I (single strand cut, ATP-independent) activity; zinc ion binding; DNA binding
Source: RefSeq, a predicted model, not a curated record